Zymoseptoria tritici IPO323 is the source of this 687-nucleotide messenger RNA. RefSeq lists its product as uncharacterized. The coding region runs from base 1 to 687 and encodes 228 amino acids. Lineage: Eukaryota; Fungi; Ascomycota; Dothideomycetes; Mycosphaerellales; Mycosphaerellaceae. The record is from RefSeq and is a predicted model, not a curated record. The transcript is spliced from 3 exons.
AUGGCUCCGUCCGUACGAAUGGACCAGGCGGCAGACCACCUUCUUCAACACGUUCAUCCUUCCCUCCGCGAAAGACACGACAUGCUUUCAACCGAGAUCUGUCGACCACUGUACCCAAGAUCAUUGGGGGAGGAGCGAAGUCCGAUUGUGCGCCAGACUAGCAAUGUGGCUCUACCGAGACCUCAGGAGAUGCUGCACAGGGAAUAUGACAGCAGCUCUGUCCGCUCGGCGCUGUUCAUUUUAAGAACCGUUCGCAUCGAUACUAUUUGCACGGCGGCCAAAGCCGUCUGGCUGCGGAACACCACGGCCGACAGGGCGCACUCGAUCAUUGCAACAGUACACCGAACUCAACAGACCUGCCAAUUGUGCUCCGGAAGCCAGACGCUGGAGAAAGCACACACGAACGAAACGAAUGAACUCAUCGCAGUCCAAACAGUCAUGGUCUUCGAAGAACGCAAGCGAGAGUUUCCAAUUGUGAUUGGUCCAGUGUUGUUGGAGUGCAAAAAGCUCUCCAUUCCUUUCUCAUCCUCAACUAGCAACGAGCCAUGUCGGGAUGGCCGACAUACGGGCGGCUCAUACUCACUGAACAGUGGCGACCACCCAAGCGAGGCCUUCGGACUUUUCGCAAAGACCGGCAAACCCUUGUUCAGAGGUCUCACAUCUGCGCAUGUGCAACUGCCUGAGUAA